CGACCCAUCAUCCCCCGCGGAAUUUCCAGCUAAUUAAAUAACGUCCACCGUUGACUCGUCUUGUUCAAGUUCGCAGCAAAAUCAGAGAUUUCGGAGAACAUCUCGCUCAUCGCCUCUCCGUCUCCAUCUCUCACAGCUCGUAAAGCUCUCUGCAACUCCACGAGUUCCGGGGGAGCUAUGAACUGGAUCCAACGGAAGAUCUAUCUCUACAAUGUCACGUUCGGGCUAUUCAUGUUGGAUUGGUGGGAACGUUGCCUUUUCAAUACGCUGAUGCUCGUGUUGAUCUGGUUCAUUGUGCGGUACAUUACUGACUUCUGCAGCAGGAUCCCUUCUCAGUUUUCAGCCUACCAUUCACCUUCUCCAUCUCCGGACAUCAAGUUCCCGAAGUAGUGGCUUUUCCACCUGCUUGAACUUGGGAUUUCACCACUGAAUUAGGUAUCUAUGGUUAAACAAUUAUAGCGAGAUAUAUCUUGUCAACUAUAAAUCGUGGUUCCAUGGUGACGAAGUUGGUAAUAGCAAAGAGCAACGAAUUGCUAAGCACGUAUUGUAAUCCAGAUUGAAGAAAGGUUUAGAUGAUAUUUUUCUUUUCUUUUUUGUCAUGAGAAUUUGUUGCAAGUGUGUAACCUUCUUGCUUACUCUUAGCCAUAGCAUCUUUUACUAAGGAUUUUUAUUUCUGAACUCUUUUUGGUUCAUCGGUGUUGCAAUGAAGACAUGUUUUGAUC
Linum tenue is the source of this 722-nucleotide messenger RNA. The record is from the annotation of a GenBank genome assembly. Lineage: Eukaryota; Viridiplantae; Streptophyta; Magnoliopsida; Malpighiales; Linaceae.